AAAGAAAUAUUUUUGACAGAUUGUGUAUGAGCGAAAAUUUCGCAUUUUGUGGAAAAGUGCAUGAAAAUAGUGGAAAAUCAAGAGGGAGAGUGCUAAAAUCUCUCAAAAUUAAUUGCACGGCAACCAGACAUUUUUCCCGCUUUUCCGGCUAAUUUGGGGCACGGAAAUGAUGUCGUGGAACCCGGCAUGGCAGGCACAAUUCGCCUCGGUGCAGAACAUCAAUGAGGCAAUGUUCAAUGCCAUGUCGAAUGAGCAGAAGACGCAGAUUCAUCAAAAUUGGCAACAAUGGCAGCAGUAUCAGCAGCAAUAUGCUGAGUGGCAUGCUCAGUAUGGGGAACAGUACGAGAAAGAGAUGCAGAAGCAAAAGCACCAGCAGCGACCUAUAAAACAGCAGCCACAAAUUACUGCACAGACACAUCAGGCAAUGACAAUGGCAGGUCAGGUUGCGUAUCCUGCAUACCAACAGAGUAUGUCCUUUCAGAAUCCGUCUGUUGCGAUGUAUCAGACUCAGGCGGUUGUUCAGGCUCAGCCUAUUCCAACAGUGCAAACUACUGUUGCUCCUCCGCCUCCACCGCCUGAGAAUCAGCCACCUCCACCUCCACCACCAGGGGAGGGCGGAUUCCAGGCAGGUCCAUCUGCGAUACAGGCGGUAGGGCAAGGAGGUUACUACGGGCAGCAAAAUCAGUUUGGGCAACAGCAGCAGCAGAACCAGUUUGGCCAGCAACAAAGUCAAUUUGGACAGCCGCAGGGCCAAUAUGGGCAACAACAUGGUCAAUUUGGGCAACAGCAGACCCAAUUCGGGAAACCACAAGGGCAGUUUGUUCAGGAGAAAAGCUGGGUUAGAGGUACAGCAAAUCAAUUCAAUAAUCCGAAUCAACAGAGAAAUCAAAAGAAUCAGCCCAAUCAGCGAAACCAGAUGAAUCAGAAUCCCAAGAAUCAGGGAAAUCAGAUGAAUAAGGGCAAUCAGAUGAAUCAGAAUACUGGCGGUAAUCAAUGGAAUCAGAAAAAUCCUGGUAAUCAGAGGAAUCAGAAUAAUCCUGGGAACCAGAGGAAUCAGAUGAAUCAGCCUGGGAACCAGGGAAAUCAAAUGAAUCAGCCUGGGAACCAGAGAAACCAGAUGAAUCAGCCUGGGAACCAGGGAAAUCAAAUGAAUCAGCCUGGGAACCAGAGAAACCAGAUGAAUCAGCCCGGUAACCAAAAGAAUCAGAAGAAUCAGAUGAACCAACCUGGUAACCAGUGGAAUCAAAUGAAUCAACCUGGUAAUAAACCUGGUAACCAGUUUGGCAAUCAGCCUGGUAAUCAACCGGGUAACCAGAGGAAUCAGAUGAAUCAACCCGGUAACCAGAAAAACCAGAUGAAUCAGCCUGGUAACCAAAAGAAUCAAAUGGGGAAUAAGAAUCAGGGGAAACAGAAUCCCAACAAGAAGAAUCAACAGAUGCAACAACAAAAUACCCCAGGCCAGUCAAAUCAACGCAAUCCAAGGCAAGCCCAAGGGAAUCCUGGGCAGAUGAAUCAACGCCAACAACAGAAAUUCGGACAAAAUCAGCAGAAUUUUGGGAAGAAUCAACAAUUCGGUCAGAACCAGAAUUUCGGGCAAAACAAGCAGAAUUUCAACCAAAAGAACUUCGGACAGAAUCAACAGUGGAACCAACAGAAUAAUGAUUCAUGGGGGCAACAGCAGGGACGUCAACAAGGACGGAAUAAUUGGGAUUGGAAUGCAAAUCAACAGCAAAACCGGCAGAAUGUUAUGGGAAACCAUGAUUCCUACGGAGGUUACAACUACGGUCAGGAUAGCUAUCAGAAUGAAUAUGAGGAUGAUUACUAUCCUGAAGAUAUGGACAUUGAAUAUGAGCAGAGUGAAAAUUUUAGCCAGGCUACACCGAGUCAACCACAAGCUUCCAAUGAGACGUUCUAUGAUGAUAACUUCGAUGCUAUUCCUCAGGCUUCAUCACAGAUUCCUCCGACUGGUAAGCCAGAGGAGGCGUCGCAGAAGGUCCCACCGGAGAAGGAUAAAACCGCAGAGGAGCCUGUGGAAAAAGAUGAGGAUGAAUUGAGAUUUGAUGAACAAUUCAAAAAUUGGGAAGAGCAAUUUUUGAAUUGGAAGAAGGAGAAUCAAAAUCAUCCAGAUCGCAAUGCGUACAGGGAGUACGAGAUGAAGUUUGAGGAAUGCCGUAAGAAUUUACUUGAGCGCAGAGAACAGAUGCGAAAGCGCAAACAGAUGGAGAAGUUGAAGGCUCAGGAAGAGAAGGCGAAAAAGAAUCCUCCGGAAGUUCAGCCGUCAAGCUCAGAUGCUGCAAGUAAGCCGGCUGAGAAACAAGCGGAGGAACAAAAGAAACCCGAUGACGGGGCAAAAAGUCUUCAGAGUAGUUCAAAUGUGGUAGAAGAUGAUGGACAACCACCACAGAAGAAGGAAAAGUUGGAGAAUUUAGAGCGUCUCUUUAGUUCGUCAUCUGGUUCAAUUCCUGGUUUAGAUUUAGUUCCCGAGGGAAGUGAGACUGCUAAUGCGAUAGAAUUGAUAAAUCAGGCAAAAAAGGGAGCAAAUCUGGAGGAGAUAUCGCGGAAUAUUACGUCCUUACUGAAGACACCCAAUUUAAUGAACAUCCUAUCGAUGGUUCAGGGGAAAACUACGGGUGGUAGUGACAUUCCGGCUCAAGGAGAUACUCCUGAAACGCCAAAUGAUGCGUGGACUGAUAAUAGAGAUCCUUGGGGUGAUGUGGGUGCUAAUAGAAAUCAGGAUGAAGGAAAUAUUCCUGAUUCACAUCCAGAUGGUGGAUUUCAAGGAGAUUACGGACAGGAUGAUGCUGGUUAUCAGGAUGAUUAUGGGCCAGACGAUGCUGGUUACCGGGAUAACUACGGUCCAGGCGAUGGUGGAUAUCAGGAUAACUACAGACAGAAUAAUCGUGGUUUCCCUGAUAAUCGUGGUUUCCCGGAUAAUCGUGGUUUCCCAGAUAAUCGUGGUCCGCAAGAUCGUUUCCAAGGGAACUUCGGACCGAAUGAUCGGCGAUUCCCAGAUGAUGGAUACGGUCGGAGGUUUGGAGAUGACUUUGGCCCAAAUGUUGGCCCCAAUUUCGGCCCAAAUGAGCGUCGUUUCCCUGAUCGAUUUGGCAUGAAUCAAGAACGGAGAAUGUUUGAUGACUUUGCGCAGCAAGAUCGUCGAUAUCCCAACGAUUUUGACAACUACAGUCAACAUUCUGGCGGUAAUUGGAAUAGCCGAAGAGACUUUGCAGAUCGCAUGAAUGACUUUGAUACACGAAGUUCAUUCUCCAAUCAAAAUGCCGACGAUUCAAAUGAUAUCUUCCGACCGACCCAGGUUAUUGACUACCAGAAUAUGUCGCGAGAACGUCCAGAUACGUCAAGAGAUAAAUGGUCAGGAGAUGAUAUUCUCCGUCCGACAAAAGUUGUAGAUUACGGGCACAAGAAGCAACCUGAUACUGAAACUCCAGGCACAAGAAGACCACAAGGUCAAACAGCUCCACUAAUUAUGACAACAAUUGACUACGGGCAUACGUCGAAGGAUGCAAAGAAAAAUGCUGAUAAGAAGCAAAUUGAGAAGGAAAAGGGCAUGAUGCACAAAUCUAAAAAGCAAUUGCGGCACAUUGCAACCCAAUCUGUUAUUGAGACUGCAAAGAAGCGGAGAAGGGCAAAGGUUGAGACCUUGGAUGAAAUUUACGAGAGUAAUAAGGAAUAUCCCGGAAAAUGGAAUCUCAUUGGGGAGAGACCACCUUUCCCGAGUUUUCCCACCAAGAGAGGCCCAAGAAAGUCACGCAGUGGGAAGAUUUUGCUGCCCAAAGCUCAAAGGAGAGCUGAGAGAGAAGCAAUUAGGAAGGCUCAAGCUGAAAAGAUGGAAUACGAAGGGAUUUCUGAUGAGGAAGUUGAGGAGGAGGAAGAAAAUGAUAUGAUGAAGGAGGAAUCUCUACCGGAUGUGGAUGAAGUCCCAGAAGUGGAUGCAAUACCCGAAAUGGAUGAUGAUUUGCCAGAAGUGGAGGAAGUUCUGCCAACGGCUAAAGAACAAACUGAAGAUGCCCAAUUGAGUGAUACAUCCCUUCCGGAUGCGGAUGAUUUUGAUUUUGCGAAAGAUUUUGAUUUUCCCGAUGCGGAAGAAUUUAUUGUGUCAAAAACAAAGGCUGAAGGUCAAUUAAAGAAGCAAGAUGAUCAGGUUGUGAAGCGGGAAAGUCAGGUUGAGAAGCAGGAGCAGGAGAAUCUAGUGAAGAAGCAGGAAAGUCCGGAAAGUCAGUUGGGGAAGCAAGAAAAUCCCGAGGAUAUUAAAGAAACUGGAGUCCUUGUGAAUAUUACGGACAUUCUUGAUCUUCCAAAUCGCAAGCAACGUCCUAAAAGGAUCGUUUGCAUAAUGCGUGGAGCUCCAGGGAGUGGAAAGACGCAUUUUGCAAAGUUAAUAAAAGAUCGAGAAGUAGAGAAUGGGGGCUCCGCACCGAGAAUCCUUAGUAUUGAUGACUACUACAUGACGGAGGUAGAGGAGAAGAUAAAGUGUCCGGAAACAAAUAAAAUGAUUGACAUUAAGAAGAUGGUUUACACGUAUGAGGAAGGAGUUGAGCAGCAGUAUCGGGAUUGUUUGCUCAAAUCCUUCAGGAAGACCAUUAUGGAUGGAUAUUUUGACUUUAUCAUCAUUGACUGUGUCAACAAGGAACUCCCAAAGUAUCAGGAGUUUGUUAACUUUGGGAAGGCCAAUGGGUUUACGGCAUAUACGUGUGAAAUGACUCGUGAUCCAGAGAUUUGCUUCCAGAGGAAUACACAUGGAAGAUCCAAGGAAGACAUUGAGGGAAUUCUCAAGAAUUGGCCUGAAGUCCCGGCGAGUACAUUAAAAAUUAGUCGAAAAUCUCUGGAAAUUCUCAAUCGGGAGAUUCAGUUGAAGCGAAGGAAGGCUGAAGAGGAAGCAGCUGCAGAGGCUGCAGCUAAGAAAGAAGGAGAGAAGAAGAAAGACUCAACCUCCAUUGACAUGUUUGAGGACUCCGCAGAGUUUGGAUUGUCAAAGAGUAAAUGGGAGUCGGAUCGCUCAGAAGAACAGCUAGCGCGCCUCGAUGGUACGGCGAAACCACUGAGGCAUACAACAAUGGAGGACUUCCUGCAGGAUGAAGAUGAAAUUUUUGUGAGGGAUGCAAAGCCAGGGCAGAAGAGGGUUCGCUGGGCGGAUAUUGAGGAGCGUCGUGCGCAGGAGAAGAUGCGUGCCAUUGGAUUCGUAGUUGGGCAAACAGACUGGAGUAGGAUGAUGGAUCCAACCCAGGGUAGUUCAGCGCUAACGCAGACAAAGUACAUCGAGCGUCAUCCCAAGUAGUCGGCCAUUUUGUUUCAUUUUUUUAAAAUCAUUUUUUCAUUUUUUUUUUAAUUGAAUUUUGCUUCAAAAAAGAAGCAUAAAGCACAUGAUUCAUAAUAUUAUAUUGAUCCCCUCAUCUAUUGAGAUGCUGUGACAGUUGAAGAGGAGAACAAAAAAAUACAUUCUGAAACAUGUA
Lutzomyia longipalpis is the source of this 5465-nucleotide messenger RNA. RefSeq lists its product as uncharacterized. Gene Ontology annotation, biological process: regulation of telomere maintenance. The record is from RefSeq and is a predicted model, not a curated record. NCBI's taxonomy places the organism in Eukaryota, Metazoa, Arthropoda, Insecta, Diptera, Psychodidae. Bases 167 to 5290 code for a protein of 1707 amino acids. The transcript is spliced from 10 exons. Gene Ontology annotation, cellular component: nucleus.